AAAUCUAGGAGGAAUAGAGGAGAAAAAGGGAGGUAACAUUAUUAUUAAACUGCCCUUCUAAAUUCUGCGACAAACGCGGAAAGCAAGGAGACGAAGAAAAGCCCUCACCACCACCUUCGUUAAAUAACCUAAAGAAAAGUUUUUUUUUUUCUUCUUCUUCUUCUUUUAGUUGGUUGCACGAUCUCGACGAACACGGAACACCGACCCAGAAGAAAAGGACUCGUAAAUUCUGCACCUUUUUCUUCUUCUCCCGUGUUUUAAAUCAUUGUUUUGUCAAAAAAGUCUUUUGCUUUUCUUUUGAACAGUUCUUCUGAAACACAAAGGUUUGUGUCUUGUUGUGUUUUUAAUUAAAUGGAUGAAGAAGACAGUGUGAGUAGCUUUGGAACGCCUGAGAUGAUGGGAAGGAGAGACUCUACGGGGAAGGCAAAAGCAUCAAAGCCUUUUGAGAAAGAGAUCCCUCGUUACCUCAGAGCAUCCACCGGUUCUUGCCAUGAUAUCUGCAAGUACGGCAAGAGGCAGGUGACGCUGGAGAAACCAUGGCGUUCCGCUAACAGAAAGAUCUUCAAGAAAGGGGAUGAUGAUGCUUUGGUCGACGAAACUUUGAAGCCUGGUUUGUUGAGAACCAAGAAGGCUACUACGAAGAAGGUCACUCCUGAUGGUGAUUCUUCUUCUUCUGAGAUGGUGAUCAAGAGAGAGGUUGUGAAGCAUCAAGUGAGUGGUGGUGGUGUCUCUAGUGGGAUUAAGAAGCCAAUACCAUCUGGUGAUGAAACUCCUGUGAAGACAAUGAAGAAGAAAGUGACAUCGAGUUCUAAGCUUAGACCUUCACCAGAUUCUGGAUCUCGUAGUGUUGAUGCUGUGAAGCCGAAGGUCUUGAAGAAAUCUUAUUCAGCACUAGCAACGUCUAAAUCUAAAGUAAACAGCGAGAAAGUUGCUUCUUCUUCAGUUCUGAAACCCAAAGUGGGAUCAAGAAGUGAAGAUGCAAAGAUGAAGAAGGCUACAGCUUCAUCUAGAGUUGUUUUAAAGAAGGUUCAAACAAAAGUGACUCCAAGAGCUUCACUUUCUCCUAGAUUGAGACUAGCUGGAACUUCGAGUUUGAAGAAGAGUCAGAGCUUAAAGACUGCAUCCGCUUCAUCCUCGAUUCAGAAACUAAGACGUGUGAAGCGCAGUGACGAGUCUAACAAGGAGAUAGAUGGUUAUCCAGUGGAGGAGAAAACAUUGCACGUUGUGGAAAUGGAAACAAAGAGCAAAGGUGUCUCUGAAGAUGAUCAGAAUCAGCAGUCCGUUGCUGAACCUUUUCCUCAUCUUCUACAGACUCAGUCAACUGAGAAAGAUGAUGAGUGUCCUGUUUCAGAAACAGAGGAGUAUGAUUACCCUUCAGGAAGCAACGAAGCUGAGAGCUUAGUAGAAGAAGAGACUGGAGCCUCCAUCAAUGGAGAGAGGAAAACAAGAGUGAGAAAGGAAGGAGAGUCUGCAGAGGAAGCUGCUCGGAAACUACAUUUCAGGAGAGGAAAAGUUGUGGAUGCUGAUGAUGUGGGUGAGAGUGCAAGGAAGCUCAAGUUUAGAAGAGGAAGAGAUCUUGGGGAAGACAAAGCGCAAGAUGCACAAGUCAGAAGAAGCUUUAAGAAGAGGGAAGAUGUCAAAGAAGAUGAAGAAGAAGACGAAGAUGGUGAAAAAGUUGUGUUGAGGCAUCAAGAUGUUCAGGAGAAAGAUGCACAGGGACUACUCAACAAUGUCAUUGAAGAAACAGCGAGUAAACUUGUUGAAGCUAGAAAAAGCAAAGUUAAAGCUUUGGUUGGUGCUUUCGAAACUGUCAUCUCUCUUCAAGAAUCUAAACCUCCUGCUGCUAACUCUGAAACUGUUAACUCGAGCCCGGUUUGAUGUGGAACUUCAAGAAAGAUUGUUUAAUGCAUUCAUAUUAAGGAUAUGAUGUCUGAUGUCUCAGCCAAAUAUUGAUAUGGUGCUUUGUGAAUAAUACUCUGAUGGAUUGUGUUAUGUGUUUAGUUUUGGUUCUUCUGAACCAGUUUGUUGGUCUCAUUUGGAUGUGUUCGGUUUUGUACAGACAAAAAAGACUAGUUUUCUUUACAUUUUCAUUUCUUAUUGGUUGUUGUU
Molecule: messenger RNA, 2109 nt
Organism: Raphanus sativus (radish)
Lineage: Eukaryota; Viridiplantae; Streptophyta; Magnoliopsida; Brassicales; Brassicaceae
Exons: 3
Coding region: 352-1878 (508 amino acids)
Molecular function (GO): calmodulin binding
Source: RefSeq, a predicted model, not a curated record